Annulohypoxylon maeteangense is the source of this 1485-nucleotide messenger RNA. RefSeq lists its product as uncharacterized. Bases 282 to 1379 code for a protein of 365 amino acids. Lineage: Eukaryota; Fungi; Ascomycota; Sordariomycetes; Xylariales; Hypoxylaceae. The transcript has 2 exons. The record is from RefSeq and is a predicted model, not a curated record.
UAUUGGCCACCUCCCCGCAACGGAGCUAUUGUCUUUCCAGGGUCCGCAGGACAAUACCGGUUUCGCGGUCUGGAUCUGUUGGAUAUAAUAAAGACGUGUGGUGGGAGCGGCUGCGGUUUUCUUCCCGACCCUAAUCUAGAGCUUCGAGAGACAUUUAAGUUAGUUAUCGUAACGUCGGGUUACCACGACUCUUGAGAGUCAUUUCGGACCGGAGGCUCUCAUACCACGAAGUAAUGUAUGGACGAUCGAUCCGCUGAUCGGUUACCUGCUUCGGCGGCACAAUGCUUUCAGUUUGUUCCUUCGGGCGUCAGUGGUCGCUGCGCCGCGGGUGUGGUCCGCGCUACCCUGUCGUUUCACCCUACCACAAACUGUGGACUCAUAUAGUAGUGAUCAUCCUGAUCAUUUCCCUAUGGAUCCCUCGAACCACUGCUAUUUUACUUGAGGACCCCCCGCGAUCGACUGAGACAUCGUUACUGGUUGAUACGCGGAUACCGAUUUUCGUCAAUGGUCAAUGGCAGAUCAUGUCUGAAGACGAGCAUCGCCAACUCGUUCCUAGACAGCCAGCAACGCAGACAUAUCAAAUCGAUGUCUCGACUGCGACAGCCGAGUCUACCGCCGCUGCCACAAGCGUUGCUUCGGGUCCCCUUCCAACACCUUUUGAUGGAGCACUCGCGGCAAACUUCUCUGGCGAAGAUGGAGCUGGAUCAUGUCUCGACUUCAUCAACAGCUUUCUAGAAGACCCAACCUUCCAAAGCUGCUAUCCCCUUUCACUACUUCUAAAGGGUUCCAACUCUUUCUUCCAGGCUAUGAGAUCUAUAGUCAAAAUAACACAAGUUCUUGAAACAUCGUGCGCGGCCAACAAAACAACUUGUACAAGCUACCUCGAUAACUUGGCCGAAAAGCUCAAGUCUGAUGAUAAUUGCGGAGAGGAUUACGAUAAACAGAACGCGCUCGUCGUCCAGGCUUACAAAGGAAUGAAGGCAUACGAAGAGAUCUACGGCGCGACUUGUCUAACGAAUCCAGAGACUUCGGCAUACUGUUUCGUUAACGCGGUUACAAACCUGACGACCGCUUCUAAUGUCUACCUCUAUAAUUUACCUUUCAACGCAACACUACCAUCGACAGCUUUACCAGCAUGCGAUUAUUGCACAAGCGAGACGAUGAAGAUAUAUCAAUCAGCGUCGGCAGACCGAUCAAAAUGGAUAGCGAAUACAUACGUGUCGGCAGCGCAACAAAUCGAUUCGGAAUGUGGAGCGACCUUCGUUAGUGCAGAGCUUCCCGCGGCACUCCCAGCGAGUGCAGCGACAUCUACGGCACAAGCACCAUCUCUGCUUAUAGUGUCACUACUCAUCAUGGCUAUUUCUCGAUGGAUUCUAUAACCUAUUCUACUGGCUCACAACCGGUAUUGAAUUCGAUACCAAGAGUAAUUUAUUUUAAGGGCGUGUUUGGUAUAGGACGGGACGUAUAUCAUGCUUAUUUUGGCAU